AUGGCUGCCGUUUGUUUUGAUGACGAGGGCUACAAUGGGUUAAUAGGUACCCCAUGGCAGCACAUUGACAUCAGCUCCAGUAUCCAACUUAAAUGUCACUGGCUUCUUGUUAAUAUACAGAGUCUCAGAAUACUGCGUAGAACAAUUGCUAAAACACUAAAUGAAGCACACUGUGCCAAUGCUUGUUACUUGUUCCAACAAGACAAAUGUUACGACAUUUCGUACGACACUGGGGACAAGUCUGUCCAGUGUGGACGUAAGGUGGACGCCUUCAAGUUGUGGCUGAUGUGGAAGGAGAGAGGUCACAAGGGAUUUGAGAGAGAUAUUGAUAACAUAUUUGACAUGUCCAGGUAUUUGACCCAGCUGGUAAAGGACAGAGAAGGUUUUGAGUUAGUGUUAGGGGAGCCACAGUGUACCAAUGUCUGUUUCUGGUAUAUCCCUCCUAGCCUGAGGUCUUUGAAGAGAACUGCUGAAUGGUGGCAGAAGCUAGGCAAGGUUGCCCCCAAGAUUAAGGAGAGGAUGAUGGUGGAGGGGACCAUGAUGGUGGGAUAUCAGCCUUUGGGCGAUUACGUCAACUUUAUACGUAUGGUUAUCAGCAAUCUUAACGUUACCAAGGAAGAUAUGGAGUUUGUGGUGGUAGAAAUAGAACGCCUUGGGAAGGACUUAUAAUGCCACUAUGAUGUGCAGAUGUCGGAAACAUUACAGCAACGUUCUCUCAUGAUGGCUGACUACCCUCUACCAGGGUCUGAGUUAUUAUUGUGGACUUUUUUUUUUGCUGAAUCAGACCAAAAUGACUGUCUAUUUAUCUAGAGACCUAUCUGUGAAAAAUCAAUCUGUCGCCCUGGUAGAGGGUAAUGGCUGACAGACAAAACAUAUUAUAGCUAAUAAAGUACAUGUAUCAGCUUAUUUUUCAAGCCAUAAA
Lingula anatina is the source of this 922-nucleotide messenger RNA. Its product is annotated as cysteine sulfinic acid decarboxylase. The record is from RefSeq and is a predicted model, not a curated record. Gene Ontology annotation, cellular component: cytoplasm. Gene Ontology annotation, biological process: carboxylic acid metabolic process. Gene Ontology annotation, molecular function: carboxy-lyase activity; pyridoxal phosphate binding. Lineage: Eukaryota; Metazoa; Brachiopoda; Lingulata; Lingulida; Lingulidae.